This is a messenger RNA of Fusarium mangiferae, 2082 nucleotides long. RefSeq lists its product as uncharacterized. Lineage: Eukaryota; Fungi; Ascomycota; Sordariomycetes; Hypocreales; Nectriaceae. The record is from RefSeq and is a predicted model, not a curated record. Bases 1 to 2082 code for a protein of 693 amino acids. The transcript has 3 exons.
AUGACCAGUCCUCAGCUUGGCCAAGAUCAAGAUAACGAAGAGGAGCUGGAAUGUCUACGCCAAACUCAGUCACAGAGAGCACAACCACUCUCAGGGCGCUACGUCUGGUCUGAGACAAACAAAUUAGAGACUAGUGACUCUCGAGUUGCUACGCCCAUGGCUGACUCGGACAAUCAUCGAAAAAUACAGCUCAGGCCUCGUAAAGCAUACGCGAGAGACGACAUGGAUAUCCGUAGGCUGCCAGAGCCGGCAGUGGACUCAAAGUAUGAGACUCCUCACAGGUAUUCCGGAGCAAGACAACCUACACCUGUGACAGCAAGACAAUGUGCCAACAAAGAUGGCCAAUCAAUCACCCCAGGGCGCCUUGCAAGAGACACAGCCCAAAACGACCCCCCUCCAAACCCAGCCCCUGAGAGCGAGCCGACAAUGAUGCGGCAACCAGAGACUCGACCCAUUAGCCAGGAUCAGCUCGUCGCCGAGGUCAGAGGUAUCUAUGCCGGCCUUAUUAUGAUCGAAACAAAAUGUAUCGAAGUCGACAAAGCUGCGUCUGCAAACUCAAAUUACAGCAGCGAAUACUGGCAGGCGCACAAUGCACUCCAUCGCCAGUUAAUGUAUGAGAGUCUCGAUCCUGUCAACAUUACUACUGUCGAGGCAUCGCAGGCUUACGACCUUGGAGCCCUUCUGUCGGAAGUUUCUCUACGCUCGCAGAGAUUCUGCCGCCUCAACAGUCGAUUACUACCACUUUUGCAAGCUGGAAAUGGUACGCCUUUAAAUGUACGGUUUGUCGAAUUCAUGACAUUGAUUGAAGCUCUCUCCAACAUAAUCAUAAAAUACAGUUCGUUGCCAGAUUUCACAGAUACAAUUCUUGCCGGGUUGUUUGAUUUGAUCACGUCGAUCAUCAGAAGGUUAAACUUGAGAUUCAGAUGCGCAUAUGAGGAACUGAAGUGCAGGAACGCCUCGACUCAGAUAAUAUUUGAGUUUCCCAACAAUAUGCGGCAUGUCUGUACGACAAUGCCUUGGACUAUUUUGCCUGCAUUGCUGGUAUUAUGGGGUGUUUGUUGGAUGUUCAUCAUCGGUCCUGGUGAUCUUGAGCCCCAGAAGUUCAACCCCGCUGCCCCGACGUUCUCGCCAGCUCCAGCUGCCUAUGACUUCCUUGAGAACCCUGGCGCAGCUUACUACGAACUUGGCCUACCGAGCGUUCCUGUGCCUGAACCUAGUAGUACGGGCUUUGAUCAGCACCCUACUAUCGACAGCCUCCUAUUCACUGAUGAUGGCGCCGGCAUUGAUCCGAUUUACUUAGUCCAACAUGCUCCUCAAGAUCCAGACUUCUUGUCCUUCGACGUGUUACCGAGGAACAGUGCAGGGAUCGUGGAAACGUCCGUGAAGGAAGACCUCAGUAGAGAGCUACCAGCUGCUGUCACCCCAGAUCCAAUGCUACAGACCUACGGAGAUGCGACCCGCCAAGAGCCAUUCAACCCAAUAGCUAAUGUUGCAUCGGUCAGUCAGGGAGUUCAAAAUACUGGCAAUGGCCAGACGAGCUCGUCGUACCUUGCAUGCCCGAAAUGCCAGCAGACAUUUGCAAAUUCCUUCACUCUCAACCGGCAUCAGACAGAAGCGCAUAAGGAUGUAGCAUCCAGCCCUGAAGAGUCGUUUCCAUGCCCCAACAGAGGCUGCAAGAGAUCCGUGAGAGGGUCUCCCUUCAAACGUCUUUACAACCUGAAGAGACAUCUUCAGGUUUGUAAACACAAUCCAAAUGUUUCAACCUCACCCGCCGCGUCGGACGUAAUGGAAGAGCGGCCAUUGUCUCAUUCAGUUUCAACACCAGCCUUACCUGAUGAGCUACAGUCAGCGGAACCACCAUCAGAGGGUUCAUCAGGAGAGAGCAGCGUUAGGAAAAGGUCGAGGUCAGAAAACGACGAUGACUGGAGUGAGGAAUCAUUGCUCAGAGAGAUGAAAAAGAAGCUAAAGCGAAUGGCUCAGGAGGUCAAGGAGAAGGAAGAUGCAUAUCUGCGGGCUCGGGAGGGGCUGGAAUCCAUCCAAAAGACCAUCCAAGUCAUGGAGGACUCGCUUCGAAAGUCCUAG